Molecule: messenger RNA, 1913 nt
Organism: Cavia porcellus (domestic guinea pig)
Lineage: Eukaryota; Metazoa; Chordata; Mammalia; Rodentia; Caviidae
Gene: Cryz
Product: crystallin zeta
Exons: 9
Coding region: 151-1140 (329 amino acids)
Cellular component (GO): cytosol
Molecular function (GO): quinone reductase (NADPH) activity; zinc ion binding; NADPH binding
Source: RefSeq, a predicted model, not a curated record
GAACUUCUUGGCUCUCAGGGUAGCAACGGCCUUGAGCGGGUAGGCGGAGUCUUGCCAAAGUUGAAAACAGCCUGUCCUCUCCCUCUUGUGCAGUCCAAGGGAGCCAUAGCAGGUUGUGAUCCCUGCUCUGGAGGCGGUAUCUGCAUCACCAUGGCAACUGGACAGAAGUUGAUGAGAGCUAUUAGAGUUUUUGAAUUUGGUGGACCAGAAGUGCUGAAAGUCCAGUCGGAUGUCGCGGUGCCGAUUCCAAAAGACCAUCAGGUUCUAAUCAAAGUCCAUGCAUGUGGUAUCAACCCAGUGGAGACAUACAUCCGCUCUGGUACUUACACUAGGAUACCACUGCUGCCCUACACCCCAGGCACUGAUGUGGCGGGGGUCGUAGAAUCCAUUGGCAAUGACGUGUCUGCUUUCAAGAAAGGUGACAGAGUCUUCACUACCAGCACCAUUUCGGGGGGCUACGCAGAAUAUGCCCUCGCUUCAGACCACACGGUGUACAGGCUGCCCGAGAAGCUGGACUUCAGACAGGGAGCUGCCAUCGGCAUCCCCUACUUCACUGCCUGCCGUGCUCUGUUCCACAGUGCCCGUGCAAAAGCUGGAGAAAGUGUUCUGGUUCAUGGAGCUAGCGGAGGAGUUGGAUUGGCAGCAUGCCAGAUUGCUAGAGCCUAUGGCUUAAAGGUUUUGGGGACAGCUGGUACUGAGGAGGGACAAAAGGUCGUUUUGCAAAAUGGAGCCCAUGAAGUAUUUAAUCACCGAGACGCUCAUUAUAUUGAUGAAAUCAAGAAAUCCAUUGGUGAAAAAGGAGUUGAUGUGAUUAUUGAAAUGUUAGCUAACGUAAAUCUUAGCAAUGAUUUGAAACUUCUGUCCUGUGGAGGACGAGUGAUCAUUGUGGGCUGCCGAGGUUCCAUUGAAAUAAACCCACGGGACACCAUGGCAAAGGAGUCUACCAUAAGUGGAGUUUCUCUGUUUUCAUCAACGAAGGAAGAAUUUCAGCAGUUUGCAUCCACUAUUCAAGCAGGAAUGGAACUUGGUUGGGUGAAGCCCGUGAUUGGGUCUCAGUACCCACUGGAGAAGGCUUCCCAAGCUCAUGAAAAUAUCAUUCAUAGCAGUGGCACUGUUGGAAAAACGGUUCUUCUGAUGUGAUGCUGCUUUUGUGGGCUUCCAGCGAUAUUAAGUGAUUUUCUUUCCUCCAUCUUCUUUACAUUGUCACUAACAAUUAUUUGAUUCAGUGAAUUUGCCUUAACAAAACAAGAUUUUUCUUUAAAGCAAAGAUGGUGGAGUAAAGUUUAUGAUGGUAAUCAUUUUUAGUGCCUUCUAUCUUAAGUCAAGGAAUCAUUGCAAUAGGAAAGAACAUGGUAGUGGGCACUUGGCAUUGGUGUACAUUUCAGAAAUUCUUAACUGAUACUUGCUUAAUUCUGUGCCAUUGACUGAAACAUGCUAAUUCAAAGUAAGACUGAUUGCCAAAACUGCUAAUCUUUAUUAAAUGCUCAUUAAUCAGUUCAGAUUAGCCCAUAGCUAAUUGGACCCCACAGACGUUCUGGACCAAAAAAAAUCCCUUUUCAAACUAAUCUCAUUUACAGUUACUUACAAAGAAUGAAUAAAUAACAUCCCAAGAAAUUUGUUGAGUUUCCUAAUAUUUCUCUAAACAGUGGAAAAUUCACUGCGUUACUGGGUGAUUGUCAGUGACCUACCAUAAGUUCUCUGAAGGCAGCAGUCUGUUGAGUCUAUGAAGCUGGAAAGAGAGUCACCAAGCAAACAUUUCAUGAUUGAUUAGAUUUUCAGAGUAGAUUUAGUUAUCUUUUUUGGUGUGAUGUGAGUUAAAAAUUUUUUAUUUAACAAUUUCACAAAUUGGACAUAUUAAGACGAUCUGCUUUUGUUUCAUAACACAAUAAUCUGUAAUAAAUUCUACAGAGCAA